CGCGCUAGCAGGGUAGCUGUGUUAGCUUAUGCUGAGAGGACGGCGGUGUUUUGUUUGGACGUUCGUGAGGUUUCUACAGAGAUGUAGCGAUACGUGGUUCGGUUCCGAACAAUCCUCUUUAGCUAAAGUGUCGUAAAUGAGUGAAUUCGUGUUGAACGUAAAGACAACGUGGCUGUGAUUGUGAGACUAGCAGAUGAUCGGAGCUGCUGCUGUUCAGAGGACUUUGGUGUUUGUUGGAGCUGAAGAUCUUCUGCAGCUGCAGGAACCAUGUCUUCAUUUGCUCAGAAAGAGUCUGUCAGAGAACAACUUUCUGCUGUUGAAGAAACCUUCAGACUCGGUGAAGGAACCAUCGUCCAGAACGAGCAGGAGCUCUGUCGUCAGCGCAGACUGCUGGAUAUCUGCUGGAAACCACAGCUUCAGCUCCACCAGAUAGUCCUUCCCAAGCAUUAUAUGAGUGAAGAGGACAAUCUUUACAACCAGCAGAAGAAUUUAAGGGUGGAACAGGAGGAACCAGAACCUCUACAGAUUAAAGAGGAACAGGAGGAACCAGAACCUCUACAGAUUAAAGAGGAGCAGAAGGAACCAGAACCUCUACAGAUUAAAGAGGAACAGGAGGAACUAGAACCUCUACAGAUUAAAGAGGAACCAAAGGAACCAGAACCUCUACAGAUUAAAGAGGAUCAGGAGGAACAUGGACCUACACAGAUUGAAAAAGAGCUAGAGGAGCCAGAGUUUACACAGAUUAAAGCGAAACAAAAGGAACCAAAACCUAUGUGGAUCAAAGAUGAGCAGGAGGAACAAGAACCUACACAGAAUAAAAAGGAAAAACAGGAAAAACCACAACAUUCCAGAAAUCACAAGAGAACUUACCUGGGAGAGAAGUCUUUUUCUUGUAAAGAAUGUGAUAAAAGUUUUAAUCGUGCAUUUAAUCUCAUAAGACACAUGAAAACUCAUGCAAGAGAAAAGUCUUUUAUAUGUAAAGCAUGUCACAGUAGUUUUAGUCAAAUAUCUCAUCUCAAAACACACAUGACAGUUCAUACAGGACAGAAGCCUUUUACAUGCAAAGAAUGUGAGAAAAGUUUUAGUCAUGAAUCUCAUCUCAAAAGACACACGAGAACUCACACAGGAGAGAAGCCCUUUUCUUGUAAAGAAUGUGACAAAAGUUUUUAUCGUGUAUCUCAUCUCAAAAGACACACGAGAACUCACACAGGAGAGAAGCCCUUUUCUUGUAAAGAAUGUGUCAACAGUUUUCGUCAUGAAUCUACUCUCAAAAGACACAUGCGAACUCAUACAGGAGAGAAGCCAUUUUUAUGUAAUGCAUGUGACAGAAGUUUUAGUCGAAUAUCUGUUCUCAAAUCACACAUGACAGUUCAUACAGGAGAGAAGCCUUUUACAUGUAAAGAAUGUGACAAAAGUUAUGGUCAAAAAUCUCAUCUCAAAAUGCAUAUGAAAACACAUACAGGAGAGAAACCUUUUUCUUGUAAAGAAUGUGACAAAAGUUUUGAUCGUGUAUCUCAUCUCAAAAGACACACGAGAACUCACACAGGAGAGAAGCCUUUUUCUUGUGAAGAAUGUGACAAAAGUUUUAUUUGUGUAUCUCAUCUCAGAUCACACUUGAGAACGCACACAGGAGAGAAGCCUUUUUCAUGUAAAGAAUGUGAGAAAAGUUUUAGUCGUGGACAACAUCUCAGAAGACACAUGCAAACUCAUACAGAAGGGAAGCCUUUUUUGUGUAAAGCUGGGGUGUCAAACUCAAUUGCUCAGGGGGCCAAAAUCCAAAACAUACCUUAGGUCACAAGCUCAACAGAAUAAAAAUGUAUUGAACACACUAAAACUACAUUCUUAAGACUUUAAAAACUUUGCUUUUUAAUAUAAUUAUGAACUAAAUAUAUAGCAUUAACUGUGAUAAUUCUAGUGCUCAUGCUGUACGCUGAAUAUGGCCGCUAAAAUGCUAUUACUGAUAGCUGAAGACUCUGACAUUAAUAUCUGAAAAUGCUGAAACGAAUUGCUGAAAUUGCUGAAGCUGAUGACCAGCUAAAAUGUAGGCUAAAUGUCUAAUUAACCUAAAAACAUAUAU
This is a messenger RNA of Oryzias melastigma (Indian medaka), 2077 nucleotides long. Its product is annotated as zinc finger protein OZF-like. Gene Ontology annotation, molecular function: DNA-binding transcription factor activity, RNA polymerase II-specific; RNA polymerase II cis-regulatory region sequence-specific DNA binding. Gene Ontology annotation, biological process: regulation of transcription by RNA polymerase II; central nervous system development. NCBI's taxonomy places the organism in Eukaryota, Metazoa, Chordata, Actinopteri, Beloniformes, Adrianichthyidae. The coding region runs from base 268 to 1791 and encodes 507 amino acids. The transcript has 2 exons. The record is from RefSeq and is a predicted model, not a curated record. Gene Ontology annotation, cellular component: nucleus.